Messenger RNA from Penicillium concentricum, 1725 nucleotides. Its product is annotated as Zn(II)2Cys6 transcription factor. Gene Ontology annotation, cellular component: nucleus. The coding region runs from base 1 to 1725 and encodes 574 amino acids. Gene Ontology annotation, biological process: DNA-templated transcription; regulation of DNA-templated transcription. NCBI's taxonomy places the organism in Eukaryota, Fungi, Ascomycota, Eurotiomycetes, Eurotiales, Aspergillaceae. The transcript has 6 exons. Gene Ontology annotation, molecular function: zinc ion binding; DNA binding; DNA-binding transcription factor activity, RNA polymerase II-specific. The record is from RefSeq and is a predicted model, not a curated record.
AUGUCUGGCUCACGACAGCAGCCUGGACUGGCUUGCGAGGAAUGCCGCAAAAAGAAACUUCGAUGCGAUAGGCGACGGCCUCAAUGUGACCAGUGCGAGGACUCUGGUACAGCGUGCCUUGUGAAUCAGGUUCGCUCGCCACGGGGUCCCAAGAAGGGACAUCUCAAGGCUUUGCGUAAUCGCAUUGCUACACUGGAAAGUAUUAUAAAUCGUGACCAGGGCAGCCUCGGUCUCAAGGAAGUAUUGGACGGCAGUGAGAAAUAUCACUCCAAGGAGACAGUUCAAAUUCUUAGCCCACCUCAAGAUUAUAUCCCCAAUUCUACAAACGUCGAAUGCCGUGAUAUCACAUAUUCCAUUGAAACAUCAACAAUAAACUCACCUGUUACUAUUACACCAAUGACCCCCCUGAUCAAGAGAAGUCAGAUAUACUCGAGGCAGAUCUAUCAGCUAUAUUUUGACAGAGUACACCCUGUCGCGCCGAUGCUCCACCAAGGCCGGUACUUCUCCUGGUCACAGAUAUUCAACAAACCACCUUCUCACAUCUGCUUGCAACUUGCAAUGUGGGCACUAGCAGCAGCUUCAUCUGCCCAUUUACAACACAUGCGAGAGUCCCUCUAUACCCGUGCGCGGUCCGGGAUUGAGGCUCUAGAUCACGAUAUUGAAUCUAGUAAUGCGGCCUGUCUCCAGACAGCCCAAGCAUGGCUUCUUCUAACUCAUUAUGAGUUCCGCUACAUGAGCUACCGUCGAGCUUGGUUUACCGCAGGACGCGCCUUUCGAAUUAUCCAACUGGCCAAACUCCACGAGAUUGAUCGGCUUAAUGACGUUACCGUAAACAUGGCACACCCCGAAGCAUGGGCCGAGGCCGAGGAAAAUCGACGGACAUACUGGCUGGCCUAUUGUCUCGACCGCUUCCUCAAUAUCUCUGACGAUUGGCCUCUAAGUCUACACGAGGAAGCACUCUGCAUAUAUCUUCCCGUCUCCGAAUCGGAUUUCCAGCACAGCAGACCAGUCUUUAUGGACUCCUUAUAUGACGAGAUCGAGACCUCCGGACAGAAAAUGCUGCCGCCUUUCGCGGAGACAAUCGUCCUGGUCACGCUAUGCUGGCACAGCGUUGCAUUCCAGCGCGCUGCACACGGUGACAAAACAUCUCCGAGCGACGGAGAUACCUGGAAGCGCCAUACUAGCCUGUACCAAAUGGUACAACAGCGGCUGAUGCUGAUCUCGCUACCCCCGUCCGCGCCCGAACUCCACGACCCUAUGCGUCUCUUCACAAACAUGCUCGCCAAUGCUGCUGUGAUAUGGUUCUACAACAUAAUGGAGACCCUGCAAGUGGAAAUUGAAGAUGAGAUUAUCCUUGUUCCACUCUACUCCGCGUACGAAAUAGUAGGUUUGGCGAAGCCGCUCACCCGAUCCAGCUUUUUCAAGGCGCAUGCGUUUUCUCCCAUGCUACUCUAUCUCUCGGCAAAGUUUCUCAAGGCACAUGCUGAUCAACUGAGUACGUGUAUCCCCGCGUCGGAGGAAAAACAGCAGAAGUUGGAGGAUUUGAAAAAGGCCUUGCGGGUUUUGCAGGGUGGGAAUAAUUUAGCUAUGAGCUACUUGGAGCUGCUCGAUUCGGACUCGUUUCAGAAAUUGUGCAACCUGUCGACUGUCCAUGGAUGUACUAUGUCUGAAGUCACAGAUCAGCAGGAGCCACCUUUCUUUUUGGAUAUCAUGAAUCUUUUUUAG